AUGGGAGACACCCUUACCGACAGCAUCCUUUCAAUUCUUAAAGAGCGAGAUAUACUCGCUAAGCGCGAUGCCAUUAAGUCCGCGUUUGACGGCGCUUCUGGCGACACGGAGUGGGCAGUGAAACACCUCCGACCCGACACCCUGCUAUCAAAAGAGGAACUGGCAUUAUACUCGAGACUCGAAGCCUCCGGUGCUCUCCAGCCCUUCCUCCGCAACCCCGACCUACCUGCCACACGCCCUAUUCUCGAAGAUGACCUCCGAAACGCGAUCGAGUCCCUCGAGACCUCUACAGCCACGGUUCAGAAACAGACGGAGACUUUAAAGUUCCAGUGCGACAUUCUCAGUAAGCAAUUGGGACUAGCGAACAACUUAGAGCAACAGCGAAAUCGGGACGUUGCUCGGCUGCGAAAGAAGCAUGAAGGAGGGAGACAGGAUAUAACAAGGGCGGCUAGUGAGCUCUCGGACGAACUGGAGGCCAAUUUCAGGAACGCGAUAGACAAGUCGGGCACGGAAAGCAAGAGAAUUCUGGCAUCUCUGUCGACCCGGCUAAAGCAGGAUGACAAGACCCUUGCUGGUUUGGAGACACUCGUGUCUGGUAUCAAGUAUCGUGGCAAUGAUGCAUCCACGGUGACGCGUACGAAUGACCUGAGUGCCAUGCUGGCAGACUACGUUGCAGAGGAAAUACGCUAUCGGCUCGAUCGACUCUACUUGGAAGCGGUUCAGGCUGGAGGCACAGUCGCCAAGGCUCCAGCAGGAGAAACCAUUGCUGCACUUGAGGAGGAACUCGAGUCACUAUACCCGGAGAUUGGGAUAUUGGCUGAGAUGUCGGUUAGGCAGCAAUUCAACGAGCCCAUCCUCAGGGAGAUUCAGAACGAACAUGGCAAGCUGCGAGUGGCGUCGCAGGAGAGUUUGGAGCAGGCACUCGACACAUUAAUCGAAAUGACAUUGUCCAAGCAGGAUUUCACGAAGUACAUGGCAGACCGGCUGUCAUCUUCGGUGCUGUUGGACCAAUUAGCCGCCCUAUAUCAAUCCGAAGCGGGUGAAGUCGUCACACAGCCCUCUUCACGGCGAGAUUCACUGCGCCGCCGAUCUUUGCAGCCAGGUCUUCUUCUUGCGGCGAAAGCCCCUGUGGCGCCUACGAUCGACCAACCUGCCCUAGGAAGUAUUUUGCGGCGUGUUGGUGUGAUCCCCGAAUCUCUGCUCCGGCCAAAAGGCAACGGCGGCAACGGCGGGGUCAGUGAACUUCACGAAAAACAAUUUCAGAUGUCCGAAACACUAGGUAGUCUCAAGGGUGCAGUCGACUCUCCUUUAGUGGACCACCUAUCUCCAUCCGACAGCGCAUCCCAGCUCCUUCAGUCUGCCUUGACCGCCAGUUGUCAUUAUGAAAUAUCCCUACGGAGAUCACCCGAAGAACAAGGAAUUUCAGACCUCGAGACUGAGAUAAUGAGGCUACAGAGCGGGGUCCAGGGCCUGAACAUGGAUGUUCUUCAUCAGCGUGACAAGGUCCAGGACAAGAUGGAUUACCGAGCUCAUAGAUACGGUAUCUCUCGACCUCGGAGAUACCGCUACUACACUUCGCUUGGUUUCGACUCCAGUGACCACUGGUCGCCGUCACCCUCUCCCCCGAACUUCUCACACGAGAGCGCCGAUGAGUUCUUGGCCCGAGGAAAGCGUUUCCAAAAUGAGAUAUCCAACUGGGGAGCCAUCAUCCACAAGGCUCAGGUGCACUCUUUCGCUCGCAUUCCCAACCCACGCCGCCUGCGCCUGCGCGCAAUGAACGUCCUGGCCAAAAUGGCUGCUGUCACACAAACGGAGUGCAUGCCCGAUGACACAGACGCGGAUGCGGACGGGCACGUGAACGUGGACGUGGACGUGAAUGCGACUGCUCGCAGGGCGCUUGCCAUGCUGAAACUCGACUCGCCCGACAGCAGUGGGAUCGGGGACCGCGCUGAUCACCCUGCCGCUGAUUCGCCGCGGAAUGACGCCGCUGCCGUGUUUGACAUUUCGCCUGAGGCUGCAGUACACCUGCUCUGUCUUAAUAUUGAGAAGUUGGGUGCUCAGUAUGCGGACAAGCCUACUGGGACGGAUGAAUUGAAUUCGCAUAGCUCUACACCGCUGGAAAGUGAGACGCCUGUCGGGGAGGGUCAUUUGGAGGUGCAGUCAUUUGGAUUACAUGUGAAUGAUCCUAAAGAUACGCCCAACCCGGCACGCGCCACUGAGGAGGCGGUUCAGUUGGCUAUUCUGGCGAAGAAGUUUCUUUCGAAGAAGGUGCCUGCGUUUCCUUUGAAGGAGUAUCUGCUUCGGUUGCAUAAGUAUUGUCCUAUGUCUACAGCGGUGUAUCUCGCGGCCAGCGUGUAUAUAUCUAAGAUGACCUUGGAUGAGAAUCUUCUGAGGGUUUUGCCGAGGAACGUGCAUAGGUUGGUGCUUGCUGGUAUUUGGGUUGCGUCCAAGGCCCUGGAGGACUUGAAGUACUCGCAUAGCCGGGUUGCCAAAGUCGGUGGUGUCUCUGAACAGGAACUGUCUAAACUAGAGAUCAGUUUUUGUUUCUUAGCCAACUUUGAGUUGCGGGUUGAUGCACAGAUGCUCCUUAAUGAGGCCUUACGCUUCAAAUCUUUGGAAUAA
Molecule: messenger RNA, 2622 nt
Organism: Penicillium arizonense
Lineage: Eukaryota; Fungi; Ascomycota; Eurotiomycetes; Eurotiales; Aspergillaceae
Exons: 6
Coding region: 1-2622 (873 amino acids)
Biological process (GO): regulation of cyclin-dependent protein serine/threonine kinase activity
Cellular component (GO): nucleus; cyclin-dependent protein kinase holoenzyme complex
Molecular function (GO): protein kinase binding; cyclin-dependent protein serine/threonine kinase regulator activity
Source: RefSeq, a predicted model, not a curated record